Racocetra fulgida is the source of this 888-nucleotide messenger RNA. Lineage: Eukaryota; Fungi; Glomeromycota; Glomeromycetes; Diversisporales; Gigasporaceae. The record is from the annotation of a GenBank genome assembly.
AUGUCCGUUCUCCGUGAACUUGGUAAAACUGGCGUUAAAAUUCCAGUAAUUGGACUUGGAUGUAUGGGAAUGAGUGAGUUUUACGGAUCAUCCGAUGAAACAGAAAACUUAAAAGUAUUAAAUCGUGCGAUUGAUUUAGGAUGCGUUUUUUGGGACACUGCAGAUCGACGUAAUGAAGUUUUUCUUUGUACAAAAUUUGGUAAUGUUCGCGGAGAAAAUGGAGAGUUCUUAGGUGUAAAUGGGAAGCCAGAAUAUGUUCACGAAGCAUGCGAAAAAAGCUUACAAAGAUUAGGUGUUGAUUGUAUCGAUCUUUAUUAUCAACAUCGUGUCGACCCUACUGUUCCAAUCGAAGAUACAGUUAAGGCUAUGGCUGAACUUGUUGAAAAGGGUAAAGUUAAAUAUAUUGGACUUUCCGAAUGUUCAGCUAAUACGCUUCGACGCGCUCAUAAAGUUCACCCAAUCGCUGCCAUUGAAUACAGUCCAUGGACUCUUGAUAUUGAAACAAAUGGGCUUAAAAAAGCUUGUGAAGAACUUGGCGUUACAAUUGUCGCGUAUAGUCCAUUAGGACAUGAUUUUGAACCUAACGAUUUUCGUAGACACAAUCCUCGUUAUAUGGGUGAUAACUUUGCUAAAAAUUUAGAACUCGUAAAAGAAAUUGAAAGAAUUGCCGAAAAGAAAGGUGUUACUGCUAGUCAACUUAGUUUGGCAUGGGUUUUGGCUCAGGGUGAAAAUAUCGUUGCAAUUCCCGGUACUAAAAAAGUAAAAUAUUUAGAGGAAAAUGUUCAUGCUGAAAAUGUUAAGUUAACCGCUGAAGAAUUAGCCGAAAUUCGGAAAAUUAUUGAUUCUAUUGAGGUUGCCGGAACUCGGUAUCAUGAAUCCGCAUUAAAG